GUCGUCGUUCUCGUUGCCGGUGGCAUCGGUAUUACACCGAUGCUGAGCACAAUCAAUCAGUUUCGGCACAGACCAAGCAAGACAGUAUUUCACUUGUACUGGGUGGUGCGCGACGCGAACGACCUGCUCAUGGCCGAGACAUUCAUGUACCCGCUGCCCGAGUCGCUCGUAUAUCGCUUUUAUGUGACGACGGCGUCAACUGAAGGCAGCGUGCUUUCUGCGUCGAUGGUGCACCAACCGUACAAUGGCCGCCGCCCCAAGUGGGACGAACUGAUCAACGGAACGAUCUUUGUCGGCAAGUCGGUGUGCGUUUUGGCGUGCGGUCCCGAUCCGCUCACGCGCGAAGUGCAAACCGUCGCGCGAAAGUAUGGCUUUGACUUUCACAAGGAAGAGUUUGCUUGGUAGUUGGUAUCGUUCCCUCCCAGCUCAUAUAUUUGCCUCGUACAAUCAACUCAAUAUUUGCC
Messenger RNA from Saprolegnia diclina VS20, 464 nucleotides. RefSeq lists its product as hypothetical. The record is from RefSeq and is a predicted model, not a curated record. NCBI's taxonomy places the organism in Eukaryota, Oomycota, Saprolegniomycetes, Saprolegniales, Saprolegniaceae. Bases 40 to 405 code for a protein of 121 amino acids. The transcript has a single exon. Gene Ontology annotation, molecular function: oxidoreductase activity.